Molecule: messenger RNA, 1307 nt
Organism: Aphanomyces invadans
Lineage: Eukaryota; Oomycota; Saprolegniomycetes; Saprolegniales; Verrucalvaceae
Exons: 8
Coding region: 29-1285 (418 amino acids)
Biological process (GO): magnesium ion transport
Molecular function (GO): magnesium ion transmembrane transporter activity
Source: RefSeq, a predicted model, not a curated record
AUUGCUUAAGUCGAAUUGAACCAGAACUAUGUCGUCGCCUUUGCCGCCGUCGCCGCUGAAGUCGUCCACGGAAGCAACUCCAUGGGUCCAAGUUCAUCGAAAUGCGCUCCCUGAUGUUGUCACAGUCGACAUGUUGCCUGUUCGACCGAACCCACUUGCGCGCGACUCCCAGGAUUCGUUCUUGAAGACCGGUCUUCAGGAUGUCCUGCACUUCGACACACAUGGAAACGCUACCAUGAUGCGUAUGCGCCGAGCUGAUGUUUUGAAGAUGACACAGCAAGCGGCCGCCCCGCUCGGAGGAUCACCUCGUGCAACGACAUCUUCCGUGGACGGAACCCCAUCACAACCUGGCACCGGACGACCUGGACACCCCGUUGGUGUGUCUGUGUCCGAUGCGCAGAUGGUACACAUGCGGGAUCUGCGGAAACUCGACUACGCUUUCGUCGAAUCGUACGAACCGUCGAUUGUUGUGCGGAAGCAGGCCAUCUUGAUCAAUGCAGACCCGAUUCGGUCCGUGAUCAUGCGCGACUGCUGCUUGAUGUUCGUACCAGACACAAACCACGUUCUGGUGGACUUGCUCAAGGAGAACUUCCAGGACAAUCAAGCCGACUCAAGUGAAGCAGGCGAAAUGGCGUUUGAAUUCCGGGCUCUCGAGGCUAUUCUGUCCACUGUGUGCAGAUUCCUCGCAAACGACUUUGAACGGAUGGCUCCGAUCGUCAACACGUCGCUCGAACGUCUCGCGAGUGCCCAAAUGUCGUCGGGGGAGCUGGAAACGCUACGCACGCUGAAAAACGCUACCAACGAGUUCGAAUCCCAGGUGAACGGACUGCGACGCGUGCUCAUGGAAAUCCUGGACAACGAGGUGGACUUGCAUCUGCUCUACCUCACGCAGCUACAUGCCAACCCGAUCAUGAUGAACGAACUAUGGAGCUUUGAUGCAGAGGAGGCCGAGUCGCUGCUCGAGGUGUACUUGCAGGACAUCCACAACACCAAAACCAAGGUGGCGCUCAUGCUGCACCGCAUUCACAACACGGAGAGUGUCGUGAUGCUCAAGAUGGACGCCGUUCGAAACUACCUUCUCACGGCCGACAUGCUCUUCACGCUGAUUAUGGUGUGUAUGACGUUCGGCAUGUUCGUCACUGCGGCGUUCGGAAUGAACCUUACGUCUGGGCUCGAGCAAACCCCUGGCGCGUUCGUCACGGUUCUCGUCGUCACGGUCGUGUUCGCUGUCAUCUGCGUCUACGUCGGCAUUGCGUUCUUUCGCAAACGAGGGGUUAUCAUUUAAUUCAAGACUGUCUCGAAUGCAA